GCGGAGCGCGGCGGUGCCGGCGGGGCCCGCGCCCUCCCGCACGAUGUCAGCGCAGGGCAAGUUCAAGAAGGACAAAGAGAUCAUCGCCGACUACGAGGCGCAGGUCAAAGAGAUCCGAACGCAGCUGGUGGAGCAGUUCAAAUGCCUGGAGCAGCAGUCGGAGUCGCGGCUGCAGCUGCUGCAGGACCUGCAGGAGUUCUUCCGCAGGAAGGCCGAGAUCGAGCUGGAGUACUCGCGCAGCCUGGAGAAGCUGGCCGAGCGCUUCUCCUCCAAGAUCCGCAGCUCCAGGGAGCACCAGUUCAAGAAAGAUCAGCACCUGCUGUCCCCUGUGAACUGCUGGUACCUGGUUCUGACGCAGACGCGUCGGGAGAGCCGAGACCACGCCACGCUGAACGACAUCUUCAUGAACAAUGUCAUCGUCCGGCUGUCCCAGAUCAGCGAGGAUGUCAUCAGGCUCUUCAAAAAGAGCAAGGAGAUUGGCCUCCAGAUGCACGAGGAGCUCCUGAAAGUCACCAAUGAGCUCUACACGGUGAUGAAGACCUACCACAUGUACCAUGCAGAGAGCAUCAGCGCCGAGAGCAAGCUGAAGGAGGCAGAGAAGCAGGAGGAAAAGCAGUUCAACAAGUCAGGGGACAUCAGUGUGAACCUGCUGCGACACGAGGACCGGCCGCAGCGGCGCAGCUCCGUCAAGAAGAUUGAGAAGAUGAAGGAGAAGAGACAAGCCAAGUAUUCUGAGAACAAGCUGAAGUGUACAAAAGCCAGGAACGACUACCUGCUGAACCUGGCAGCCACCAACGCGGCCGUCAGCAAGUACUACAUCCACGACGUGUCUGACCUCAUCGAUUGCUGCGACCUGGGCUUCCACGCCAGCCUCGCUCGCACCUUCAGGACGUACCUGUCGGCAGAGUACAACCUGGAGACGUCGCGGCACGAGGGCCUGGACGUCAUCGAGAACGCCGUGGACAACCUGGACGCGCGCAGCGACAAGCACACCAUCAUGGACAUGUGCAACCAGGUCUUCUGCCCGCCGCUCAAGUUCGAGUUCCAGCCCCACAUGGGGGACGAGGUGUGCCAGGUGAGCGCCCAGCAGCCUGUGCAGACCGAGCUGCUGAUGCGGUACCACCAGCUGCAGUCUCGGCUGGCCACCCUCAAGAUAGAGAAUGAGGAGGUACGGAAAACGCUGGAUGCCACGAUGCAGACCUUGCAGGACAUGCUGACAGUGGAAGAUUUUGAUGUUUCAGAUGCCUUCCAGCACAGCCGCUCCACUGAGUCGGUCAAAUCAGCUGCAUCAGAGACCUACAUGAGCAAAAUCAACAUUGCCAAGAGGAGAGCCAACCAGCAGGAGACUGAAAUGUUCUAUUUCACUAAAUUUAAGGAGUAUCUGAAUGGCAGUAACCUCAUCACGAAGCUCCAGGCUAAGCACGACCUGCUGAAGCAAACUCUGGGAGAAGGUGAAAGAGCUGAGUGUGGAACAACCAGGCCCCCCUGUCUUCCCCCUAAGCCACAGAAAAUGAGGAGACCUAGGCCUCUCUCAGUGUAUAAUCAUAAACUCUUUAACGGCAAUAUGGAAACAUUCAUUAAGGAUUCAGGACAGGCCAUUCCACUUGUUGUAGAAAGCUGCAUCCGCUACAUCAAUCUGUAUGGCCUCCAGCAGCAGGGCAUCUUCAGAGUCCCUGGCUCCCAGGUGGAAGUCAAUGACAUCAAGAACUCGUUUGAGAGAGGUGAAGACCCCCUCGCUGAUGACCAGAACGAACGAGACAUUAACUCAGUGGCUGGAGUCUUGAAGCUGUAUUUCCGAGGACUGGAAAACCCCCUCUUUCCUAAGGAAAGGUUUCAAGAUUUGAUAUCUACUAUAAAAAUUGAGAACCCUGCAGAGAGAGUGCACCAGAUCCAGCAGAUCAUUGUCACUCUGCCUCGGGCUGUCAUCGUGGUCAUGAGAUACCUCUUUGCUUUCCUUAACCACUUGUCACAGUACAGCGAUGAGAACAUGAUGGAUCCCUACAACCUGGCCAUCUGCUUCGGGCCCACGCUGAUGCACAUUCCUGACGGGCAGGAUCCGGUGUCCUGCCAGGCCCAUGUCAAUGAGGUCAUCAAAACCAUCAUCAUUCACCACGAGGGCAUCUUCCCUAGCCACCGAGAGCUGGAGGGGCCUGUCUACGAGAAGUGCAUGACCGGAGGGGAGGAGUACUGCGACAGCCCGCACAGCGAGCCGGGCACCAUCGAUGAGGUGGACCACGACAACGGGACAGAGCCGCACACCAGUGACGAUGAGGUGGAGCAGAUUGAAGCCAUAGCCAAGUUUGACUACAUUGGGCGAUCUCCACGGGAGCUCUCCUUCAAGAAAGGGGCCUCGCUCCUGCUGUACCACCGGGCGUCGGAAGACUGGUGGGAAGGGAGACACAACGGGGUGGACGGGCUCAUUCCCCACCAGUACAUCGUGGUGCAAGACAUGGAUGAUGCCUUCUCUGACAGCCUGAGCCAGAAGGCAGACAGCGAGGCGAGCAGCGGGCCGCUGCUGGACGAUAAAGCCUCCUCCAAGAACGACAUCCAGUCACCCACGGAUCACAUCUUGGACUAUGGCUUUGGGGGAGUCAUGGGCAGGGUGAGGUUGAGGUCCGACGGUGCCGCCAUCCCCCGGCGCCGCAGCGGGGGCGACACCCACAGCCCGCCCCGAGGGAUGGGGCCUGGCAUCGACACCCCUCCCCGAGCAGCAGCCUGCCCCAGCAGCCCCCACAAGAUCCCCCUCAACAGGGGCAGGAUCGAGAGCCCUGAGAAGCGCAGGAUGGCCACGUUCGGCAGCGCGGGCAGCAUCAACUUCCCAGACAGGAAGGCCCUGGCUGAGAGCCACCCGCUGAGAUCCACCUGCGGGUCCACCCGGCACAGCAGCCUUGGAGAUCAGAAAUCCCUGGAAGCAGAAGCUCUUGCUGAGGACAUCGAGAAGACCAUGAGCACGGCGCUGAACGAGCUGCGGGAGCUGGAGAGGCAGAACACGGCCAAGCAGGCGCCCGACGUGGUGCUGGACACGCUGGAGCCCAUGAAGAACCCGCCGCUGGGCGCCGCCAACUCGGAGCCGGCCAGCCCGCUGCACACCAUCCUGAUCCGGGACCCCGAGGCGGCCAUGCGGCGCAGCAGCAGCUCCACCUCCGAGAUGAUGACCACCUUCAAGCCGGCGCUGUCGGCCCGGCUGGCCGGGGCGCAGCUGCGGCCGCCGCCCAUGCGGCCGGUGCGGCCCGUGGUGCAGCACCGCUCCAGCAGCAGCAGCAGCUCGGGCGUGGGCAGCCCCGCCGUCACCCCCACCGAGAAGCUCUUCCCCAGCAGCUCGGCAGAUAAAUCGGGCACCAUGUAGGGCCGGGGCGCGGGACCGCGGCGCCCGGACGCCGGGAGCGGGGCGAGCGGAGCCUCGCUGGGUGGGCAGGGGUCACGGCCCUGCUGGGGAGCCUCUGUGGAAGGAAACGCGUGUGGGGCCUGGGCCUGGUGCUGUACAUACGUGUGUGAGUGUAUGUACGUAGGUGUGCACACACCCCAUCCAUGCAGAAACACUUCCCGAGCUUGCAGUCCUACAGUAGGAGGAGACGUCAGGUCUGAGUGUUGGCGCUGGAGAACACACUCGGUGUGGAAGUAUAUAUUAAAAACAAAGUGUACAGAAUUCAGUGACUUUAAAACAGUAGAUUUACCUCAGAAACUGGCUCUGAAAUAUCCUCCCUUGAGACAGUGGGUUGGUCUGGGUUUCCAAGGCUGUCUGUGUGCACCUGGAAGCCCCCGCUGCAGCAGCUGUGCGUCAAGCAAUACAAGGCCAUCCUGGAGUUUAUUUUCUGUACCUCUUGGCAUUGAAGGCAAAAAAAAAGGGAUGGGAAUGCGGUAGGGUCUGUUCACUGCUGGGCUGUGGAGAAGAGCUGGAAAUCCAUACAUGACCAUGUGUGACCAGCCAGCUGGAGUCUUUCCAGUCCUGAAUCCUGAGAUGUCUUCAUAUGCCCGUGAUGCCCUGGCAGCAGGGACAAGCAGGAUGUGUGCCAUGGAUGGGAAUGGAGUGAAGUGAGUGUCAUGAGUGGACAGAGUGAGGUGUGUGCCAUCACCCUCAUGCAGGAGGAGGAUGCUGUGCUGCGCUGGGACUGUGGAACGCUGCUUCUCUGCAAGUUCUCAGAGUGAGCAAGGACUAGUGACCAAACCUGUGGUAAAGCAUGGAGUAACUUACAGAGUUUGGAGAUUCUUCACCUCCCUUUCCCCAUGUGCUUUUUCCUUUUUUUUUUUUUUUUAAUAACAAAGCCCAACUUAGUGGUCUCUUGAGAGUCAGGCCUGAGCAGCGAGGAGGGGUCUCAGGUCAGAGUGGUUGUCCUGCAUGAGAAGCAUGAGCCGUGUUUCACCACAUCAGAUACAAAACUGGUCUGAUGGGUGAUACUUUGCACUUUCUGUACUGUACCAUAUAAUACAACAGUUUGAGUUUAUGCAAAAGCAUCUACAUUUUGUUUUACCCAGAGAAAAAAUAUGCAGAAGGCUGGGGAUUGCAUGGUCCUGUGUGAUAAUCCAGACUCCUCUGUAAGCACUGAAUCAGAGAUGCUCCGUGCUUCUCCUGCAGCUUUUCCUUGUACAGAUUUCCAUGCGAUGCCCCAUGGUUUGAUUUGGCACUUCCCCACAGUCACGUGCUCAUGUCUCCUAACAUUCAUCCUUCCUCCCUGCUAUCUCUGAUCCUGCUGCUCUGUGCCUGGGCAAAGAGCCUGCCAGCCCUGCUGACUCACCCAGCAGCCACUUACCCUGCCUGGGGCUUUGCUUUGUCCCCCCUUCAUCUUCCUCAUCUCUCCAGCACUGCUGCGGACCCCAGCUCUGCAGGAGAAGCAGCCUGGCUUCCAGAAGGCAGUGGAGGCUCUGACCAGGGUGGCAGAACCCGUCAGUCCUGCCGUGGCUCGUGUCUCCUCGGCUGGGGAGCUCCCACGAGGAGACUGCCUGUACAUCCACACCUGUACCUCUGUACCUGUGCUGUCACAGCUGCACCCCCUCUCUGCCCCUCCACAGCUGCACCCCUGUGCACCGGGCACAGGCCCUGGGACCGGCUGGUGCCUGUCCCCUGCCCCUCGCACGUGUCCCCUCACGCCCCGCUCUGCCAGCCCUGUAAAUAUUGCUGUACUUGCUUAACUGCUCGAAGGUAACUGUUAACCUGUAAACUGUACAAAAAUAGGCUAAAGUUAGAUAAAGCCAAUGCCACUCAACAAAUCUUUGCACUUAGUAGGUAGCUCAAUGUAAAAAUAAACCCAGUAAUAAUACUAGUAAUCCCGAAGGGAAGCGAAGCCGCCGGCACCCCUGGCAGAGCCCGUGGGGAGCAGCUCUGCCCAUGUCCCUCCCUGUCACGCUGGCAGGGCAGACGGUGUGUGUGCGUGUCUGUGAACGUCCUUGGUGUUUGGUUCACAUUGGUGUUUAUUUCUCCAUCAUGCCCCUUUCCUGCACAGCCCUGGCACUGCCCGGCCUGGCACAGCGGCUGCAGAUGUUCAGCCAGGCUGGGCUGGUCAGGGACCUGUGCUGGGGAGGGAGGGACCCAUUUGGCACGAGUGCUGUGUAUCCAUUGCCAGCAAUUAUUACUUUUGUUUCCAUUUAGUUCCUGGAGAACAUUCACUUUGCCAGUUUUCUGUUUUUUGUAUGCUUUCUGAGAUGACUUGAGAGCAAACCCAUCUUCAUUAGGGGUUUUAUUUCCUCCCUUACUUUUGACCAUACGGUACAAAUUCCAGUGUCUUUCUAUUAAAUUAUUGCCUUUCA
Messenger RNA from Melozone crissalis (California towhee), 5742 nucleotides. RefSeq names its product SLIT-ROBO Rho GTPase activating protein 3 (gene SRGAP3). The transcript has 22 exons. Bases 44 to 3346 code for a protein of 1100 amino acids. Gene Ontology annotation, cellular component: cytoplasm. The record is from RefSeq and is a predicted model, not a curated record. Gene Ontology annotation, biological process: negative regulation of cell migration; signal transduction. Gene Ontology annotation, molecular function: protein binding. Lineage: Eukaryota; Metazoa; Chordata; Aves; Passeriformes; Passerellidae.